Molecule: messenger RNA, 1287 nt
Organism: Cydia fagiglandana
Lineage: Eukaryota; Metazoa; Arthropoda; Insecta; Lepidoptera; Tortricidae
Exons: 4
Coding region: 1-1287 (428 amino acids)
Source: RefSeq, a predicted model, not a curated record
AUGAGUGUGACACUUCGUUCGCCUAAAACUUCCAUCGGAGGAUCCCAACCCGACUUAUCAAAACUAGCAGAUGAAGAUCCUUCAGAUAAACCUCAAAUAACGUUUAGAAAGCGUAAAGAACCCGACCCGGACUUAUCAUUACGGGAAGACAUUCAAUGUCUCAGAGCUGAUAUGAAAUCGUUCCUGAAUAAUUUCACCGCUUCCCAAAACGUGUUGAUGAGUAAAAUGCAGCAAGACAUCGCGGAAAUAAAGGACCAAAUAAGUGAAAUAAGGGUAUCUACAAACAAAGUGACUGAAGAACAAAAUAACCUAAAAAUUGAAUUAAACCAGGUAAAAACUCAGUGUGCUCAAAACCAAACCAGUAUUAACUGUCUCCGAAGUGACAUGGAUAUUGUAAAAAACUCACAGCCAUCCUCAUCGCAGUCAUGUAACUUGGUAGACUAUGAACAAGUUCUUACGGAGCUCCAGGAUCGGACGCAAAGGCAGAAAAAUAUUAUUAUCAUCGGUAUUCCGGAGCUGAGCGCAGAAAACAAAUCUGACAAAAUAAACUACGACAUAAACGAAGUACAGAAAAUUAUUCAGGCUGUAGACAUGAACUGCCCCGCGCCGCUGAAAAUUUAUAGAAUUGUCGAAGAAUCCGGUUAUUGCAUCCUGAAUAAAAUCGAAGAACAAUUCUGCACCCGUGAGACGACAACAUGCAAGACGAUCCUGGACCACGUCUAUACCAAUCUACUAGAAGAUCAUUUUAAUUUCCAUAUCAUAGACUCAGCAAUGUCCGACCACAAACACAUAUACUUAGAACUAUUAAAAAGAUAUCCAAAACGAAAAAACAAAAUAAAAUAUGAGGCUGUGGACUAUGAUAAACUAAACAAAAUAAUGUUGGAUCAAAACCUCACAAACAAAGACCAUGCUUACUCCGAACUAGAAAAGAACAUCAAGACAGCUAUAGAACGGUCGAAGACUGUAAAAACCAAAAUAUUGAACCUUCCCAAGGAUGAUUGGAUUAACCAAACUAUUAUCUCGGCGAUUAACACAAGAAACGAACUGUGGCGAAAACUAAAGAAAGAACCUAACAACGAAGAAAUACCAAAUGAACUAACUGAUUGUAUAAACACGUGCUUCAGUAAUGGCGAGUUUCCAGACUCCCUCAAGAUCGCUAAAGUUUCGCCAAUUUACAAGUCUGGGUCGAAAAUGGAGCCUGGGUCGGACCGUUCCCAGAUUUACAUUAAAGCCCGUCUGAACGUGGACUUAUGUGUACUGCCCACUCCAUUCAGAGGGCCUGGCUGA